This is a messenger RNA of Schistosoma rodhaini, 719 nucleotides long. The record is from the annotation of a GenBank genome assembly. NCBI's taxonomy places the organism in Eukaryota, Metazoa, Platyhelminthes, Trematoda, Strigeidida, Schistosomatidae.
GUAGCUUAGCAACAGACAAAGUAAUUAAUUUAAAUGUAAUUCAUUAUACUGUUUGAAUUCUCUAAUAUAUUCUAUACUUCAAACACCUUUUGGAUAUAACAUACUUUCAAGCUAUACAUAGAUUUACCAAAGUUUCAAUUGAAAAUCCAGAUCAUUUACUGUGUUUAUUAUAUCAUCACAAGGACUAAUUAAACAAAUGUCUGAAGAGAAUAAUCAUCAUAAGUUAUUAAUGAAUGCAAAACUGAAAACAGAUAAACGUAUCAAAGGAAUCUAUCGUAAACAAAUGAAAGGAAAACUUCCGAAAAAUUUGAAAAACAAAGAUGAUAAAGAUAGAAAAUUCUUAAAUGAUGCCGUCAAAUCAACUUAUAGACGGUUGAAAUUGAUGAAGAAACAUUUUAUUGAUUGUUUAACAAAAGAAAUGGAAUAUAUAAUAGCAAAUCAACCGAAUGCAAUGGAAUCAUUAAGAGUUAAAGCUAUUUUUAUGAUUGGUUUACAAAAUAAAAUGAUACAAAAAAUAAGAAAAUCAAUUAAUCAAAACUUGAAAAUUGAAAAGAUUUUAACAAAAGAUUAUGAUCAAGCAGUUAUACGUAGACUGUGAAAAUGAUACACUUAAAUCGGCAAUAGUAAUGGUUAUCAUUCUAUUUGAAGAUAACUUAACAUGAAUUGAAUUAUGUUAGAAAAUAAAUAAAUAACUUUGUGUUUAAAAUAUAUUAUUUUAC